AAGUGCUAACUGCCGCUAACCGCUUAAAGCUGCUUCUCUGCCCGUUUGUUGAUCGCUCUCUGUGGCUUAUUAACAGCCGACUUUUACCGCAGCCGGGCUCGUUCCUCGGGGGAGAUCUCACUUGUCGUCGCCGGGGAGAGACGGGCCGCUUUCUGACAGCGUCUCCGGCCUCACAGCGAGCAUGUCCGAGGCUCAUAUUCGGCGUCGGAGUUGAACUGAAAGGCUUUUCAGAUGUAGCUUGUUAGCUAGCUGCGUCGUACAGUGUACACAGGCUGCUUUUUGUUCUGCCCGUGGACAGCCUCUGCAUGGCAAAUUAUCACCACUGUUGACGACGGACAGGGCGCAGAAAAACUCUAUUUUUUGGCUGAGAAACGUGUCAGGAAUAAUACCACGGUUGUCAACCUCCAGCCCCCGGGGCUAACCCCCGGUCACCGACCGAAUUAAUGGCCGGAAAUCCGAGGAGGGGCGCCGGUCUCAUCGGCUUGAUGAAGGACGCCUUUCAGCCGCACCAGCAGCCGCUCCAGCCGCACCAACCUGCAGUGGUCGAUAAGAAAAUGGUGGAGAAAUGCUGGAAACUCAUGGACAAGGUGGUGCGUUUGUGCCAGAAUCCCAAGGUGGCGCUGAAGAACAGUCCGCCCUACAUCCUGGACCUGCUGCCGGACACCUACCAGCACCUACGCACCAUUCUAUCCAGAUACGAGGGCAAGAUGGAGAUCCUGGGGGAAAACGAGUAUUUCCGGGUGGUCAUCGAGAACCUGACCAACAAGACGAAGCAGACCAUGAGCCUUUUUAAGGAGGCCAAGGAGAGGAUGUACGAGGAGAACUCCCAACCCAGGCGAAACCUCACCAAGCUGUCCUUGAUCUUCAGUCACAUGCUAGCCGAGCUAAAAGCCAUCUUCCCCAACGGCCUGUUUCAGGGCGACAACUUCAGGAUCACCAAAGCCGACGCAGCCGAGUUUUGGAGGCGGUCGUUUGGGGACAAGACCAUCGUGCCAUGGAGGACGUUCCGUCAGGCUCUCCACGAGUUUCACCCCAUCAGCUCAGGUCUGGAGGCCAUGGCCCUCAAAUCCACCAUCGACCUCACCUGCAACGACUACAUCUCUGUGUUUGAGUUUGACAUCUUCACAAGGCUCUUCCAGCCUUGGUCGUCUCUUUUGAGGAACUGGAACAGUCUGGCAGUCACACAUCCCGGUUACAUGGCCUUCCUCACCUACGAUGAGGUCAAAGCUCGGCUGCACAGGUUCAUCCACAAACCUGGCAGCUACAUCUUCAGACUGAGCUGCACUCGGCUGGGCCAGUGGGCGAUCGGCUACGUGACGGCUGACGGGAACAUCCUGCAGACCAUCCCCCAUAACAAACCGCUCUUUCAGGCCCUCAUUGACGGAUACAGAGAGGGAUUCUACCUUUUCCCAGACGGCCGUGCACAGAAUCCAGACCUCACAGGGUUGUGUGAACCGUCUCCACAGGACCACAUCAAAGUUACUCAGGAGCAGUACGAGCUGUACUGUGAAAUGGGCUCCACGUUUCAGCUUUGUAAGAUCUGUGCAGAGAACGACAAGGAUGUGAAGAUCGAGCCCUGCAGACACCUGAUGUGUACUUCCUGUCUGACCGCCUGGCAGGAGUCGGAGGGUCAAGGAUGCCCAUUUUGCCGAUGUGAGAUUAAAGGCACAGAGCCAAUCGUGGUGGACCCCUUCCACCCGAAGGUCAGCGGGGCUUCCUUCGCUGGUUUUCAGGGGUCCAGCAGAGCUGAAGCUGCAGGCAAUGAUGAGGAAGAAGAUGAUCGGCUGGAAGACCAGCACCUUGUCAUGAGCAGGCUGGCCUGCACCAAGGUCGAGCGCCCACCGUCUCCAGUAUCUCAGCUGCCUCCGGUGCCUCCUCGACUGGACCUCCUGCAGCAGAGAUCCUCCAGCUCCCAUAGUGCACUGGGGCAGGGGGCAACGGCCAAGAUGGCAGCCACGCACCGAGACAAGCCUCUACCUCUGCCUCCAGCCCUGAGAGAGCUGCCCCCUCCUCCCCCUCCGGAGCGCCCCUCCCUGGUCGUUCAGGACUCCAGACUUCAGAGGAGGCCCCUGCCCUCCACCCCCGACCAGCCUGCAUGGGCGUCCAACUACAUGAUCCCACGGCCUGCGACCAAGGCUCCAUCAGCGCUGUCCUCCACCCCUCAGAGCAACGGGACCGGAGGAGAAGGAAGCAAACCCCAGGCUGCUACCAACGCUGUGUACUGUCUGGCUGCAAGGUCUCUGCCAGCGGCGGUGUUGUCGAGCGGAGAGAGGCCGUCGUCUGACUGUGAGGAGAACGAGUACAUGAGUCCCACCUCCCUGCCGGCCUCUGGGGCCCCCUGGGUCAUAACGGGCUCCUUGGUACCACCAGCGCCGACCCAGACCAACAACCACAACGACAUCAGCAGUGAGGUGGGCGACAGCGACUCUGAGGACCCCCAGGUCUACGAGUCCAUGUGUAACAUCCAGAACCAGGCUGGUUCCUCUGAGACGACGCAGGCCUCUGAUCUGGAUCACCCUCAACAUCCAGUCCAGGAGGAGACGGGUGUGGAGGACAUCUACGAGUACGACACCCCCCGGCCGGUCGUCCCUCCGGCCCCCACCAGAAGAGCUCUGUCGGACAUCAGCGGCCCCUCUGCAGCCUUCAGCACUCUCAGCAUGGACGGUGCAGUCGAAGCCAGUAUGUUUGCGGCAGGCGUCGACCCUGAACGUCCCCCCAAACCUCUCCCCCGUCGGGCCAACUCUGACCGACGGCCUCGACCGCUGAACCGUGAAUUUCCUCCCCCAUUGCCAGAACUCCCCGGUCCCUCCUCGGCCUCUUCUUCCUCCCCUGCUCCUCCUCUUCCUCCUCCUCCUGCUGCUGCUGCUGGCGGCGGCCCUGGAAGUCUGGCUCUGAACGGGGAGAUCGAAUGCCUGAUGUCGCAGGGCUACUCCAUCCAGGACAUCCAGAAAGCCCUGAUGAUCGCCCAGAACAACCUGGAGACGGCCAAGAACAUCCUGCGCGAGUUCGUCUCCAUCCCCUCCACGGCCCACAUUGCCACAUAGUCCAGUCCGGUCUCGCUUCACCCUCACCUUGUCCCCCCCGUCUCCACUCUGUGCCAUUACCGUGGAUAGCAUUUACCGAGCACUUUCCCGCAGGGCCGUGAGUGCUUGUCAAGAGGCUUUAGCGUGAGGCUGCGUUCACGUCAUAUCGGAAAGUCUGUCGCAAUCAGAGGUUGUUAUGUCUCAACAUGAAGAUUGAGGGUUUCAGCCCAACUAGCGAGAGCACAGUGUCCAUCAGGGGGUUGGUUUCAACUUUGCUUAUGACCGAUAUGACCUGAACGCAGCGCCCACGGAGAACCGAAGCCGUCGCCUUGGUCCGAGUACCUCCUCUCGUUAGGCUAAGUGUUGAAGCUCCAUCGAGCAGAUCGUCGCCUCUCGACUCCCCCCGCUGCUGGCAGCCGUUCAGUUUGGUGCUUUAUGGGCUUCUUUCGCAAAAUCGUGGCGUACGAAAUAUGUAGCGGUUUCCGGAAAACUUAGCGAUUUAGCUCCGUGGGGUGUGCGUGUGUGUGUGCUCAUGCUGAUGAAUGUUCAGUUGCAGUGCAGUAUCGCAGGGCUUCGUGUUGUCGUCGCCGCCGUGGCUCGCUCUGUUUCGAUGGUAUUCGACAAGUUGAACAUUAAUCUCAGCUCCCGGUUCGACGAAAUAACAAGUUUAAUGUUCCAGUGCUCUCAUAACGUGUUGUGCUGUGUGUAGUACUAACAACGGCUCAACUUGAGGUCGUCUAACUCUGUGAUUUCAUGCCGCCGUGUGAGGUGGUCCGACACUGAAGGCUGAUUAUUUAGUCGAGAUGCUUCUGCAGACUUUUAUCUUUUCCUAGUAAGAACUGAACGAACGUAAGCUGCUAGUUUGAUUCACAGAAUUUAUCUUCGCAUCACUGGGCUCACGAUACAUCACAUUGAAGGGAUUUAAGAGAAGGUUAUGAAUGAACAGAUGCUAAAGGACACUCACAGAUGACGGUAUCACGAGUUCUCCCUCAGUUUUAGCAGAAACAUUCCAGUGAUUGGAGGAUUUUUUAAGUUGCCUGUAUUAGAUUAACAUUAAGAACUCAUUCGCUUCUUCUUAAUUCAAGCUCUCGAUUUAUUCACCGUGGUUUCAGCAAUCCACCAGUCCUGGAUGAACAUCUCGUCACCUGGCAGUUUGUAAAACUCAUUAUGGGAUGGAUGCUGGAAAACCAACUCACCAGCUGGUCCUCAACCAGAUGGAACAGUGGAAAAGCUCAACACAAUUUAGAGAUUUUGGGAAAUGGCAACAAAAGCGACGAUAGAACUAGCACAUGCUAACUCGAUAAUCACAAACUUUUUUUUGAGGGUAAAAUUGUGAAAUAGCUCAUCAACUAUUGAGGAUCCUCUGAGGAUGAACCAUCUUAAUGUUCCCUCGUAGUGCCAUAAUCUGCUCAAAAUUCCCGUUAAAUGUCAGUGUUCUCGAUAUGAGACUCUUAUUGCUCAGGAAAUUGUUGACCAUCUGGUGGGUUCGACUUUCCAAUAAAUAAUAUUAUAAACUGCUGGUUUCAGAUCCGCAACACUCCAACAAAAUGUAGAAAUGAGUCGACUAAACGAUCCGCUAAAGUUGUAGAUCCUGCUGAAGUUGUAGAUCCUGCUAAAGUUAUGGAUUCCGUUUGUCGAUUUCGCUGAAGUUGUCAAUUGUGCGAAAGUUAUGGAUUCCACUAACGCCAUCGAUUUUGCUAAGGUUCAGCUAAAGGUCGUGGAAUUUCGCUAAGGUCGUGGAAUUUCGCUAAGGUCGUGGAAUUUCGCUAAAGUUGUGGAUUCUGCUAAAGUUGUCAAUUUUGCUAAGGUUGUCGAUUUCACGAAGUUGUGGUUUCUGCUUAACCCUUUAAGCUUCAGUGUACCGCCGGCGGUACACCUACUAAUUUGCAUAGGAAUUUCAAGAAUGUCCGACGGGUGCAAACGCGAUUAUACAAACACUAUACACCGAUGGAAAGCUUAGAUUCUCAUGAAUCCGCCGGUAUAAACCACUUUCAGAUGCGAUUACCACAGCGGGUGAGAAAAACACAUUUGUCCGACAAAAACAAAUAUUCAUCCAUCCGUUCUCUAUACACGGCUUCAACGCACACAGCGCGACUCACAUUUCCGGGUUUAUUAUUACACACAAAAAAAAGAUUCCACAAAAAACGGCCAUAAUCCAACCUUUUACAUCCAGAUGACACAAGCCAGUAAACUAUUUUGUCCAAAACAUGUCCUGAAGUCGUAUAAAAUCCCCGAAUCGGUCGUUUUCAAGGAAAUGCACCUCCCGAUGCACGUCCAAUAUUCCCCGUAUUUUUCGUAAUUUUUUUUAUUUAAAAAUAGAAUAUUAGCGAUUUUUUUGUACUGAAAACGGCUGGAAAUGACUGAAGCUUAAAGGGUUAAGUUGUGGAAUUUUACUUUAGUUGUGGAUUCCGCUUAAGUCUUCGAUUUCGUUAAGGUUGUAGAUUCUGUUAAAGUUGUGGAUUUCGCUCAGGUUGUGCUUUCUUUCCAGUGGACCAAAAGUGAGCAGCUUUCACUCGCAGGCACCUUCAUCUAGACGAGGCUGUCAAAAAACAUGUUCACGGGAGCUUUUAGAGCGAAGAUUUAAAGGCGUCAGAGCAGCCAAACGAUCUGAUUUCAGCGCAGAGAUGCUCCGUUUGGUUUCAUAUUUACCAGUCGGAGAUGAGUGGACGUCCCGGUUAACGUCCUGUUUAACUCUGAGUACUUUUUCUCCUUUUUCUGAACUAAAUGUUUAACUUUCUGCAUUAACAUGUACAGUAAAUGUGCCUUCUGACAGCUAUGACCUGCACAUGCCAGCAAACCAAAACCAACUGGAAGUUACAGCAGAUAUUCACUAACUCGACACAUUAGGUAGAUAGUUUGGUUUUUUUAAUUAUUAUUAUUAUUAUUAUUAUUAUUAAGGCCAAUAUAGACAUUUAAGAGUAAAUAAAACAACAACAAAUAUAUCAGUUUGUGUUUUUUAAUUUUGUAUUUUUAUUACGGAGUCCUUAAAUUUGGUAAUUAAAGAACUUGUGACCAAAUACGCAGCAAGCGGGACUUUUUAAGUGUUGGAAAAGUAACCGUCGGCGCUCUCUGGUGGACAAAACAUGUAACGGUGGAAUAGUUUGAGUGACCUCGGAUUUUUUUUUUCUUUGUCCCGACACAUCGUAGAGACUUUACGUUGCUGUUUUGACUUUUAAUUCUUGAUAUUCAGCCUGUUUUUGUCUUCAGUGUGCAGUCUGUGCUAAUAACUGGUGUAUUCGUCAGGCUGAUUUAACGCCCAUUUUAAUUUGAUUGUUAAUUUUCUGUUUCUCUUGGCAAAACAAUAGCAUGGCUAACAUCACUAAAACCUCUACAGAAAUUGUCCUAAAUCCACAGAAAUGUUUUCAGCUUUAACUUCCCCUUCCUCCCCCAAAACCAAAAGCAUUUUAAAGACAGAAUGUGUCGUCGGCGUCUUCGAGGAUCCAGACUCAGCUGAUUAAUCCGUGUGGUGUAACAACGUUAACUCGCCUUUUCAACAGGAACUUGCCUACUACUACUAAAAACAAAACAAAAAAAAGUUGUCUUCAUCGCUUUGUCGUUGCCUGUGUAGAUACGAUUUUAUUUAUUGUCUUUUUAAUAUCCUCAGCAUUCAUUGUGUUGCCAUGUUUUCAUGCCUAAGCCAUUAAGAUUUUUAAUUAAACUGUAUUUUCUUUAA
This is a messenger RNA of Acanthochromis polyacanthus (spiny chromis), 6696 nucleotides long. RefSeq names its product E3 ubiquitin-protein ligase CBL-like. Gene Ontology annotation, biological process: negative regulation of epidermal growth factor-activated receptor activity; cell surface receptor signaling pathway. Gene Ontology annotation, molecular function: phosphotyrosine residue binding; ubiquitin protein ligase activity; receptor tyrosine kinase binding. The coding region runs from base 444 to 3044 and encodes 866 amino acids. NCBI's taxonomy places the organism in Eukaryota, Metazoa, Chordata, Actinopteri, Pomacentridae. The record is from RefSeq and is a predicted model, not a curated record. The transcript has 15 exons. Gene Ontology annotation, cellular component: plasma membrane; membrane raft.